AUGAACAGUGCUUUGGGGAGUUGCCUUUGCAAGAUUGCAGAUGGCACUGUGAAGAGAGAAGACAUAUUCUACACUUCAAAGCUUUGGGUCACUUUCCUUCGACCAGAGUUGGUCCGACCAGCCUUGGAAAGCUCCCUGAGGAAACUUCAGCUGGACUAUGUGGACCUCUACAUCAUUCAUUUCCCAACAGCUCUGAAGCCUGGAGAGGAACUUCUUCCAGAAGACGAACAUGGAAAAUGCAUAUUCGACACAGUGGAUCUCUGUGCCACGUGGGAGGCCCUGGAGAAGUGUAAGGACGCGGGAUUGACCAAGUCCAUCGGCGUGUCCAACUUUAACCACAAGCAGCUGGAGAGGAUCCUGAACAAGCCAGGGCUCAAGUACAAGCCCGUCUGCAACCAGGUAGAAUGCCACCCUUAUCUCAACCAGAGAAAGCUGUUGGACUUCUGCAAGUCAAAAGAUAUUGUGCUUGUGGCCUACAGUGCUCUGGGAUCCCACCGAGAAAAAAAGUGGGUGGACCAGAACUCGCCUGUUCUCUUGGAUGAUCCAGUGCUUUGUGACAUGGCCAAAAAGCACAAGCGCACCCCAGCCCUGAUUGCCCUUCGCUACCAGAUCCAGCGUGGGGUCGUGGUCCUGGCCAAGAGCUUCAAUGAGAAGCGGAUCAGAGAGAACAUGCAGGUUUUUGAAUUCCAGUUGACACCAGAGGACAUGAAGGUCUUAGAUGGACUAAACCGAAACGUGCGCUAUAUCAGUGGUCAAUUUGUCAUUGGCCACCCUGAGUAUCCAUUUACUGAAGAAUAUUAGCAGGGAACCCUGCGCCAUGCCUUCUACCAGGAGCCCCUGUGUGUGCCGAGUGAUGCGGGAAACUUCUCACAUGCUGCUGAUUAGAGACAUCACCUCGGGUUAAAUCCAUGCUGCUUAACAAAGUACACUCAACUAGACUCCAGUCUGUAGGAAAGGCAUUAAACUCUUCUUGCUUUGUGAAAAAACAGAAUUUAAUUUUUUGCUAAGA
Molecule: messenger RNA, 1009 nt
Organism: Choloepus didactylus (southern two-toed sloth)
Lineage: Eukaryota; Metazoa; Chordata; Mammalia; Pilosa; Megalonychidae
Product: aldo-keto reductase family 1 member C1 homolog
Exons: 8
Coding region: 1-801 (266 amino acids)
Biological process (GO): steroid metabolic process
Cellular component (GO): cytosol
Molecular function (GO): steroid dehydrogenase activity; aldose reductase (NADPH) activity; ketosteroid monooxygenase activity
Source: RefSeq, a predicted model, not a curated record